CUUCCUUCUGCUUUGCCCAUCACCAUCACCUACUGCGUUUAAGCUCAAAUAUUCUCUAAACAAUAUCAACAGAAUCCGUUAAGAGUGAGUUAAUUAAAAAGAUGGCGCUCAGCCUUUUCGGUGGCGGCCGGCGAAGCAACGUCUUCGACCCCUUCUCUCUAGACGUCUGGGAUCCCUUUGAGGGCAUCCCUUUCGUGAGCAACGCUUCCUCCGCGUCGCGGGAAGCCUCUGCUCUUGCCAACGUUCGCAUCGACUGGAAAGAAACCCCGGAAGCGCACAUUAUCAAGGCCGAUCUUCCAGGGCUGAGGAAGGAAGAGGUGAAGGUGGAGGUCGACGACGGUGGGGUGCUGAAGAUAAGCGGGGAGAGGCACAAAGAGCAGGAGGAGAAGAACGACAAGUGGCACAGGGUUGAGAGGGUCACAGGAAAGUUCGUGAGGAGGUUCAGGUUGCCGGAGAAUACCAAGAUUGACCAGGUGAAGGCUACCAUGGAGAAUGGCGUGCUCACAGUGGUGGUGCCUAAGGGGGAGGAGAAGAAGCCUGAGGUCAAGUCUAUUGAGAUCUCGGGCUAGACUAUACAAGGCCUGCAUGAUGGUGUAUGUUCUCUUGGUGCCUCGAUCUGGUUCUGUUUUGAGCUUUUUCUAUCUUAAAUAAAGGAAGACUAUAUGUGGGCGUGUUUUGUAUGUGAAGCAAGCAUCGACUGUCUAGUCUGUCUGUGUAUGUGUGUAAGGUGCACGGGUGCACUCUAUGUAUCACCAAGUUUCAUUUCCUCUCCGUAUUGUGAUGGUUUUUUUUUUUUUUAAUAUAUAAAUAUAUGCGAGUACU
Corylus avellana is the source of this 822-nucleotide messenger RNA. Its product is annotated as 18.1 kDa class I heat shock protein-like. The record is from RefSeq and is a predicted model, not a curated record. Lineage: Eukaryota; Viridiplantae; Streptophyta; Magnoliopsida; Fagales; Betulaceae.